AUGGCAGAGAAGAAGAUUGACGAUACGAUUAUCACUCCUAUACCGUCUGACAUCUUAGUUGGAGAUGUCGAGCCGCAAGGUUAUGAUGUCGUCGCUACAAAGAAGCUUCUUCGUAAACUAGACUGGCAUCUCAUACCAUUCAUGUCACUCAUCUACCUUCUGUGCUUUCUAGACCGCACCAACAUUGGAAACGCUCGGCUCGACCAUCUCGAACAAGAUCUAAAGCUACAGGGCCUACAGUACAAUGACUGUCUCGCCGUUCUCUUCCCCUUCUAUAUCGCCGCUGAGAUACCGUCGAACAUCAUGAUGAAGCGUACUCGACCAUCUAUUUGGUUGACCUUCAUCAUGUUUUUCUGGUCACUCGCGAUGAUUUGUCAAGGCUUUGUUAAGAACUAUUCUGGACUGAUGGCGACACGAGUUUUUCUAGGGGUGUUUGAAGGUGGACUAUUCCCAGGUGUCAACUACUAUAUUUCGCAGUGGUAUGUACGAGACGAGUGCGGCUUCCGCAUGGCUCUCUUUUUCUCAGCUGCAACACUAGCUGGAGCUUUCGGCGGAGUACUAGCCCGAGGUAUCGCAGAGAUGUCUGGUGUUGGAGGCAAAGCAGCUUGGGCUUGGAUCUUUAUCUUGGAGGGUUUGCUCAGCAUCCUCGUCUCCAUGACAGCAUACUGGUGCAUAUACGACUACCCUGCAACUGCCCGCUUCCUCACCCCAAAAGAGCGCACAGAAGUGCAACGCCGCCUGGAACAAGAUCACGGCCACCUUUCCAACGACUUCGACAUCAAGUACGUCUACCAGGCCCUUACAGACUGGAAGAUAUACAUCUUCAUGUUGAUAUGCAUGGCAGGGUUCUGUCCCAUCUAUUCCUUUGCUCUCUUCCUCCCCACCAUCAUUAAGAAUAUGGGUUAUACCGCCAACGACGCGCAGCUCAUGUCCGUCCCUCCUUACGUAUGCGCUUGUUUCUUCACCAUCACUGCGAGCUGGUACGCUGAUCGCGUGAAGAAACGUGGUAUCUUCUUAAUGGGCUUCCAGGUCAUCGCUAUUGCAGGCUUCGCCAUGCUUGCUGCAACUGGAAAACCCAGUGUACAGUAUGCAGGUACGGUACUUGCGGCUAUUGGUAUUUACCCCCAGAUUCCGUUGGGUAUGGCAUGGAACAGUGGGAACAUUGGCGGUAGUUUGAAGCGUGGCACUGGAAUUGCUAUGCAAGUUAUGGGCGGCAACUGUGGAGGUAUUAUUGCGAGUUAUGUUUAUCUGUCGCGUGAUGGGCCGAGGUUUAUUGUUGGGCAUAGUAUCUUGAUUGGAUUUGUCAGCAUGGCUUUCUUCCUGACAUUCUUCAUGUCAAUGUGGUGUCGGAUGGAAAACGCAAGACGCGACAAGAUUGCGCUGGAAGCUGAGACGCUGGAGUUAACCGACGAGCAGAAGUUGCUGGAGCGAGAGCUAGCCGAUAAUGUGCCAUGGUUUCGAUACACUACUUAG
Alternaria atra is the source of this 1473-nucleotide messenger RNA. RefSeq lists its product as uncharacterized. The transcript has 5 exons. The record is from RefSeq and is a predicted model, not a curated record. The coding region runs from base 1 to 1473 and encodes 490 amino acids. Gene Ontology annotation, molecular function: transmembrane transporter activity. Gene Ontology annotation, biological process: transmembrane transport. Gene Ontology annotation, cellular component: membrane. Lineage: Eukaryota; Fungi; Ascomycota; Dothideomycetes; Pleosporales; Pleosporaceae.